Molecule: messenger RNA, 997 nt
Organism: Protopterus annectens (West African lungfish)
Lineage: Eukaryota; Metazoa; Chordata; Ceratodontiformes; Protopteridae
Product: angiopoietin-related protein 5-like
Exons: 7
Coding region: 141-947 (268 amino acids)
Source: RefSeq, a predicted model, not a curated record
CCAGAAGCACGUCGCAGAUGGUACAUUCUGUUCGUGCCGUAUAAAUAACGCCGAGGAAAGGAAGGUGGGUGCACUUUUACGGGAUUCAGUGUGGGUGUGUUUAUUACGAAGUAGUGAUCCAGACUUUUUGAAAGUACAGAAUGAAGGCUGUUGCUGCUGUGAUACCUCUGUUCUGCUCUCUUCUGAUUGUGAUUAUAAAGAAUCCAAGUUCUGAAGCAAGAAAAAAUGACACAGCAAUAAGCCAAGGAACUGACUGUACACAGAUCAGACUAACAAAGCCAGACGCAGAAAGUGGCAUCUACUGGAUACAGCCAGCAGCAGUAUCAAAGCCUUUUAAGGUCUACUGUGACAUGCGUGAAGAUGGAGGCUGGACCCUCAUUCAGAGGCAUAAUGGAAACGAUAGCUUGAGUUUUCGCAGACCAUGGGAUGACUAUAAGAAUGGAUUUGGAAAGCAUAAUGGAGAACACUGGCUUGGAUUGUACAGAGUCUAUGCUUUGACAACUCAGAAAAAUAAAUCCUUUGUACUACAUGUUGAAAUUGGAGAUUUUGAAGGCGAUACUGCGUAUGCUAUGUAUGAUGGCUUCAAGAUCAGUAAUGAAUUAAACUUUUACAAACUGAACAUUGGAAAUUAUUCUGGUACUGCAGGAGACUCUUUCACUGGAACUCUCUUAGGUGAGACCCAGGCUGGCUCAAAUUUUAGCACCAUCGACAAGGACAAUGACCAGUGUUCACCAUGCAUUUCUGGAGACAUUGCAUUCGUCAGUUGUAGUAACUUUUUCUCAGGAGGGGGAUGGUGGUUCAGUCGCUGUGGUAUGGCGGACCUAAAUGGAGAGUGGCAUCCAAAGAAUAAUAAUAUUGGUUGGCAGUCUGGUGUUUACUGGAAAACCUGGAAAUAUGUUAUGCCAUAUUCACUGAAGUACAGUGAAAUGAAAGUUAAAUCACUGUAAAUUAACAUGUAGCAUCAGUUACUAAGACAUGCUGAUAUGAAAAAAACUAA